AGUGAUGGAGAGGAGAGCAUGUCCUCCUGGUUCUCAGUGGGAUUCUCUGCUCAAGCAUUGCAUCUCCCACAGAUCCCUGGGACUGACACCAUCAGCGGUUCCUCCGCCGGUCCUGAAGCCGGUGCUGAGCACCAGAGGUCUGGAUGAGUCCUGGUCCUCCAUCAGCCCCAGCGUGUGGAUCUGUGUCGGGCUGGUCGUGAGUGUGUCGGUUCUGGUGCUGCUGCUUUGGUUCAUCAUCUACAGAUGCCACAGCAGGACCUCACAGAGCACAGGUGAAAAGGACUCUACGCCUCACACCCCGACAACCAUAGAACAGGAAGAGGAAGCCCCGUCACCUUGGCCGCACUUCAAUGGCCAGACACAGGAAAUGCCAAUCAAAGAGGGACCCUGUGGGCGGAGCCUGUGUAAUGGAUGGGCAGAGCAUGGGCUGCCACUUCCUGCCACAGAAUUGGGAAACUCCGCCCUCGUCACCACCAAAACCGGACAACCUGUAUAAGUCUGAAGAGUAAUGUGAA
Sinocyclocheilus anshuiensis is the source of this 515-nucleotide messenger RNA. Its product is annotated as tumor necrosis factor receptor superfamily member 13C-like. The record is from RefSeq and is a predicted model, not a curated record. Lineage: Eukaryota; Metazoa; Chordata; Actinopteri; Cypriniformes; Cyprinidae. The coding region runs from base 5 to 496 and encodes 163 amino acids. The transcript has 3 exons.